Zea mays is the source of this 2398-nucleotide messenger RNA. RefSeq lists its product as uncharacterized. The record is from RefSeq and is marked provisional. Lineage: Eukaryota; Viridiplantae; Streptophyta; Magnoliopsida; Poales; Poaceae. Bases 91 to 1938 code for a protein of 615 amino acids. The transcript is spliced from 4 exons. Gene Ontology annotation, molecular function: protein binding. Gene Ontology annotation, biological process: negative regulation of ethylene-activated signaling pathway.
CCGCCCGACAUCAUCUCCCAGCUCCUCGCGUUCGCCAACAAGUUCUGCUGCGAGGGCCUGAAGGCGGACUGCGACAACCGGCUCGCAGCCAUGGUGCGGGGUCUCGACGACGCCCGAACCCUCAUCGACAUCGGCCUCGAGGAGGCCUCCCACCUCCUCGUCGCCUCCUGUCUCCAGGCGUUCCUGCGGGAGCUCCCCAAGUCGCUCACCCACCUGGACAUCGCGCGCCUGCUCUGCAGCCCGCAGGGGCGAGAGCGCCUUGACGUUUCCGGUAACGCGUCCUUCGCGCUGUACUACUUCCUCUCUUACGUCGCCAUGGAGCAGGACAUGAGGUCGAACACCACGGUGAUGCUGUUGGAGAGGCUGAAUGAGUUCGCGGAGCAGCCAUGGCAGAAGCAGCUGGCGCUGCACCAGCUCGGGUGCGUGAUGCUGCAGCGCGGCGAGUUCGAGGAGGCGCAGGAGUGGUACGAGGCCGCCGUUGCCGAGGCCCAUGUCUACUCGCUCGCCGGAGAGGCACGCGCCAAGUACAAGCGCGGACACAAGUACGCCGCGUACAAGCUAAUGAACAGUGUCGUCGGCGACUACGACGAACCCGCCGGGUGGAUGUACCAAGAGCGCUCCCUGUACUGUGUCGGCAAGGAGAAGUUGGCUGAUCUGCAGGCGGCGACGGAGCUGGACCCGACGAUGACGUUCCCGUACAAAUACCGUGCCUGCACGUUGUUAGAGGAGGACAACGCCGAGUCCGCGGUCGCAGAGAUCAGCAAGGUCGUCGGUUUCAAGAUGGCGACCGAUUGCCUUGAGCUCCGGGCGUGGUUCUACCUUGCACUCGAGCAGUGCGAGUUGGCUGUGCAGGACGUCAGGGCGAUACUGACGCUGGAUCCAACUUACAUGAUGUUCCAUGGGAGAAUGCACGGGGAGCAGCUGAUUGAGCUCCUCCGAGGACAGGUGCGGCAGUGGGAUAUGGCAGAUUGCUGGAUGCAGCUGUACGAUCGGUGGUCGGUGGUGGAUGACAUCGGCUCUCUGGCGGUUGUCCAGCAGAUGCUCGCCAGGGAGCCCGGAAACAGCAGCUUGCGGUUUCGACAGUCGCUUCUCCUGCUAAGGCUAAAUUGCCAGAAAGCUGCAAUGCGCAGUUUGCGGUGUGCUCGGAACAGUUCACUCCAUGAGCAUGAGAGGCUUGUAUACGAGGGAUGGAUCCUGUAUGACAGUGGACAUCGGGAGGAAGCAUUAGCCAAGGCUCAGCAGUCGAUUGGGCUUCAAAGAUCAUUCGAGGCCUUCUUCCUGAAGGCGUACGCUUUAGGAGAUUCUAGCCUUGACACAGAUUCUUCGCUCUCCGUUGUGCAGCUUCUGGAACACGCUAACAGUUGUGCGUCCGACAACCUUCGGAAGGGGCAGGCAUACAACAACAUGGGGAGCACCUACGUGGACUGCAACAUGCUGGAUGAGGCUGCCGAGUGCUACGGCAUAGCGCUGAACAUAAAGCACACACGGGCGCAUCAGGGUCUAGCUCGAGUCCAUUUCUUGAAAAACAGGAAGAAGGCUGCGUUCGAGGAGAUGACGAAGCUCGUGCAGAUAGCUACCAACAGCGCGUCGGCGUAUGAAAAACGGUCAGAGUAUGGUGAGCGCGACGCUGCGAGGAGCGACCUGGACACGGCGACGCUUCUUGAUCCUACAAGGACGUAUCCUUAUAGAUACAGAGCAGCUGUUUUGAUGGAUGAGGGCAAGGAAGAGGAGGCGAUCGCGGAGCUGUCGGGAGCCAUAGCUUUCAAGCCGGACCUCCAGCUGCUCCACCUCCGCGCGGCCUUCUUCGACUCCAUGGGCGACAGCGAGAGCGCCCUGCGGGACUGCGAGGCCGCACUCUGCCUGGACCCGACCCACGGGGACACCCUGGAGCUGUACAGCAAAGCCUCCACCAAGGCCGGAACUGAAACCGAGAGCUAGCCAGCCGCCCGCCCGCCGUCCUCGUCGUUGAUUCAGCUGCGAUUUUUUUUGCGAGGCAGAAUGAUGAGACGAUCUCAAGCAGACGGAGCACUGCAGAUAGUUGUUUUAGGCAGCACCGCAGGAGAUUGAGCACGAGUUGCUUAAGGUAGACUGCCAGGUGACAAGUCAGGCAGCUUGCAUUACUUAGACAGUUAAGAUGUGUUUCAGCACAGAUCAGUCGACCUCUUCUCAGAGCAGCUGGCUGAGCGUGCACCACAUAUGUGCAACAAAGGUUGAAGACGACCGGCCGGCACCGGCCUCCAGAAGAAAGAAUAGGAAGAAUUAAGAAAAGGCUAGGGAGAGAAAGGGAGUAUCGACGGAUCUUGCUCUUUUUCUUCUUUUGUAUGGUCGUGUCGUGCAUCUGGUGGCACGACUGAUUACAACCAAUUCGAGUUUUAAAAGUAAUGCAGCAACGAAGGCG